Messenger RNA from Caenorhabditis remanei, 651 nucleotides. RefSeq lists its product as uncharacterized. NCBI's taxonomy places the organism in Eukaryota, Metazoa, Nematoda, Chromadorea, Rhabditida, Rhabditidae. The coding region runs from base 1 to 651 and encodes 216 amino acids. The transcript is spliced from 4 exons. The record is from RefSeq and is a predicted model, not a curated record.
AUGCUUCAAACCCUAGCCAGCGGCGGUCUCUUCGCUCCAUCCACAUCGUCUGCAGGGUCUUCUGGAGGUCUUUCACGAUCACGUCUCGCCUGGGAAAACCUGGAAAAAGAAGAUAACACUUACCGGUGCACGAUUCCACAGGGAGAUUCUCUUGUUGGUGGUGGUGCUGGAAGAUCAAUUGCAUCGUUGCUAUCCAUUUUUUGUGCUCGUCAGCCUGAAAUUCAUAGCAUUUUUGUUAAUUUUGAAGUAAGAUGUGAAGCUGAAACAGAUUUGCAGAUAACGGAUAACAAAAUUUGGGACAGUGGCGAAGCAUAUGAUUGGAAAAUGCAAUAUUUAGACGUGAUCGCUGAUUUCAAAUUGCUUUCAACACCUUAUGAAACUUCUAUUCUUUGGCAAGGUGUGCAGCCUUCUGGUCCUCAUCUCCUUCUAUCAAUGGCUCUUCGUACUGAUAUUCGUAUUCUCGAGCCUCGUACGCAUCAUAUUCACUCUCCUCAAUCCAGUGCUCUUCUGGAACUUGUUCGAGUAGUUGAGACGAUGAUCCCGGUACUUCUUCGAAUCUGGAAGACAGGAGCUACAGUACCGUGCAAUGAGGUAUACAAUUUAGUCUUUCCUCAUAUGAAACCGUCCAACUUUGAGAUUGUGCCAUGGUAA